Messenger RNA from Oreochromis niloticus (Nile tilapia), 791 nucleotides. Its product is annotated as HLA class II histocompatibility antigen, DRB1-8 beta chain. Gene Ontology annotation, biological process: antigen processing and presentation; immune response. Gene Ontology annotation, cellular component: MHC class II protein complex; membrane. The coding region runs from base 1 to 714 and encodes 237 amino acids. The record is from RefSeq and is a predicted model, not a curated record. NCBI's taxonomy places the organism in Eukaryota, Metazoa, Chordata, Actinopteri, Cichliformes, Cichlidae. The transcript is spliced from 5 exons.
AUGUUGUGUUUGUUCUCAGAUGGGUUCAAAAUGUAUGUGGUGUCUCACUGUGACUUUAACUCCACUGAGUCGAAGGACAUCAAGUACCUGAGAUCUUACUAUUAUAACAAGAUCGAGGUCACCAGGUUUGACAGUGAUGUGGGGAAGUUUGUUGGAUUCACUGAGUUCGGAGUGAAGAAAGCAGAGACCUGGAACAAUGAUCAGGCAUUCCUGGCUGGAUGGAGAGCUGAGAAGGAGCGGUACUGCCAACACAACAUUGGUCUCUGGUACAGCAAUGUUCUGUCUAAAUCAGUUAAGCCGUACGUCAAACUUCACUCCACAACACCUGCUUACAGUCGGCAUCCUGCCAUGUUGGUCUGCAGCGUCUAUGACUUCUUCCCCAGUAAGAUCAAAGUGAGCUGGUUGAGAGAUGGACAGGAAGUCACCUCUGAUGUCACUUCCACUGAGGAGAUGGCAGAUGGUGAUUGGUACUACCAGACCCACUCACACCUGGAGUACACACCCAGGUCUGGAGAGAAGAUCUCCUGUGUGGUGGAGCACGCCAGCCUGGAGAAACCUCUGAUCACUGACUGGGACUCGUCCAUGCCUGAGUCAGAGAGGAACAAGCUCGCCAUCGGAGCCUCAGGACUGAUCCUGGGUCUGAUCUUAUCUCUGGCUGGAUUCAUCUACUACAAGAGGAAGGCCCGAGGUCAUAUCCUGGUUCCCACUAACUGAGCCUGGAUCCUGGUCCUGGUUCUGUCUGAUGUUAUAAAAGCUGCUGCUUCCUGUGUUCAGACUGAUGAUGAUGAUGA